Molecule: messenger RNA, 8114 nt
Organism: Eupeodes corollae
Lineage: Eukaryota; Metazoa; Arthropoda; Insecta; Diptera; Syrphidae
Gene: Jarid2
Product: protein piccolo
Exons: 4
Coding region: 352-7008 (2218 amino acids)
Biological process (GO): chromatin remodeling
Cellular component (GO): nucleus
Molecular function (GO): histone demethylase activity; DNA binding
Source: RefSeq, a predicted model, not a curated record
GACGAAGAACAGAAAAAAAAUCUCGCCAAGUGAUGUCGUCGUGUUAAUUUUUCCAAAAUAAAUGUUAAAAUUUGCAUUCAAAUUAAUAAAAUAUAUUCAAAAAAACUCAAAUAAACUCUCUCCAAAAUGGGUCGUUACCCGUUCAAGUAUAAUUUAACUCCAUUGUUAUGUGAAUUCUGGUGAAAAUGUAACCGUAAAAAAAAAACUUACGAAGAAGAAAAAAUAUUUUGCAGGAAAAUUGAAGUUCCGACCGAGUUCUGUGUGUGUUUUUCUUUUUGUCUUUUUUGUUAUUUUCCGAAGUGAAAAUAUUUUUAUUUUGGUCAUUUGUCGAGAUAAUAAAUUCCCAGCAAAAUGGUGGUUUCCAAAGACUCCAAAAGGAAGCGCAAGGAGUCCCCGCUCAUUGAAUCGUCACCAGAAAUGCCAAAAAGGACGAAAGUGCAAGCACAAAGAAAAUUUGCACAAGGUCAAAGUGCACCAGCAUCAUCAUAUAGUGCCGCAUUGGCGUCAUCUUCAACAGCCGCCGCUGGUGUAAGUACAUCAUUAGGAAAUUCUGCAACUCAAGAAAACCGUGAACCACCAACUGAAAUUUUGCCCAAUAAAAGGCCAAAAACCGAAGACUUUUUAACAUUCCUUUGCUUUCGUGGAACUUCGGCUCUGCCUGCACAUUUAGAUUUUUUAAAUCAAAAUACAUCUCAGGCUCCAAAAGAUGAAUCUCAAGAUACAAUUGAAAAGUCUAAUGAAGAUACAGAAUCAUCACCCACGACGAAAACAAACCUGCAAAAAUCUACAAGAUCAUCGUCUACCAAAAAGAAGGACAAAUGUGCAACCGUUGAUGAAAGCUCUACAUCAACGCUAAGUGUAAAGAAAUCUGAAACCAAAAAAUCGAUAGCAAAGAAAAAUGAAGAAGCUAAGGAUGAAAAAGUCAUGGCGUUCGCAGUCCGAAAGAGGGCAGAACAAUUACCUGAAGGUAAUCGUCGCGGCAGACCUCCAAAGGAAAAAUUUAACAAAUCCAACGACGGAAAUCGCCGUUCGGUCAGAAACAAAGAUAACUCGAAAUCUUUUGCAGAGCUGGAUGACAAUGAAUCUGAAACAAAUGACAUAGAAACCGGCUCUGUGGAUGGUGGACAAGAUUUGUCUAAAUCUGAAAAAGCAACCCCACAGCAAAAGGGCAAACGAGGAAAACCUUCUAACUCAGCUAAGAAAAAGCUCGAAACAAGCGGAACGGCACGCGAAGUUCAAGGCCCACCAAUCGAAAAACAAGGACUUGAAGAACCCGUCCAACCAGCAAAACCAACACAGGCCAAAGAAAAAACCGUAAUAAAAAGGCCCCGCCAAAAAGAAGCUCCCAUAUUUGUUCCGUCACCAGAGCCAACAGGUGGAGGAAGGAUGACACGGCAACGGGCUUUUUUCGAACCAGUCAAAGUAAUACGUCAUGAAGAAAAAAAGGAAGACGAAGAAGAAGUGGAAAAGAAAAAAGAGCUAGAGGAAAUCAAAACCAAGGAACCUUCCCCACCGCCUGAACCCGUGAUUCAAAAACAACAAGAAGAUGACACAGCUCCAAACAGAGAUAUUUUUGAGUUUUCUUCAGAAGACGAACAACCUCUGGCAAAGGCUAUUAAACUUAAAAAUUCAAAAGAAAGUCCCGCGAAAAAGUCAUCACCAAAAAAGCAGCAAAAACUUGUUGCCCAAACAAAAGAGGUGGCCCAAAAUAAAGAUGAAACAUCAACAAAAACGAAACCAGUAGAAAUCGUAAAAGAUACGGUAAUUGAAAAGUCAGCAAACAAAAGCGAAGAUGUCAAUGACGAAACGACUGAAGUCCAAGAUGACGAGAAGAUUCUACCGGAAAAGAUCAAAAAGACGCCUGGCCGAAAGCCCAAAAAAAAGAUCAUAGAAGAGCAAAGUGUUGUGUCUGAAAAAAGUUCAAAAAACUCAAACGAUCAACAAAGCCAACAAAAACACGAUAAUGAUGAUUUAAAGUUAUUGCAAACAACUACAGCAACAUCAAGUUCAACAACUAGGCAAAAGAAAAAGUCAGCAGCAGAGACUCCUGAGCAAGUUGAACCUGAAAUUCGAAGCACACGACCAUCGAGAAAGACUAAGGAAGCUGCUACUAUUUAUAUGGGUAUCAUAGGCCAAAAGCUGCAAUUGGGCGAAUUUGACGACGACGAAUUGUCAAUAAGUAGCUUUCCCGAUCUGCCCAACGUAAAAGAAAUGGAAAAAAUGGAAACAGAACUAAAGAAGAAUGUAGAUCAAAAUAAACAAUUGAAAAACCAGGCUGCUGCUGCUGCCGCUGCUGCUAGUGUUGCUGCUGAUACAACAGACAAGUCCGAACUUAAACCAACAUCACCCGUAAAAAAAGAUAUCGAAAAGCCUCCAGCAAAAAGGGGUCGCCCUCCAAAAAGCGGCGUUUCAAAAGCUGCUGCCAAACAAAAACCCACAAAGCCACCUCAAAUAGAGGGGAUGCUUCGGAAAAGGGAAGAACCAAAACCACAAGAAAUUAAAGAAAACGAAAAAGAAGAUGAUGAAGACUUCCUACUGAAUGAAGAAGUCAACGAAACCAAGCGAAAACUCGAAAAAAGCUUUAGUGACUCAGAUGACGAACCACUGGCUAUAAAAUUGACUAAGGGCUCAGACGACUAUUCAAAAAAGUCUGAUAAUCCGCCAAUAGUAAGCAUGCCAAGUAUGACGUCUAUUGAAGAGCGAGCUAAAGAACCACGGCCGGCUCCAAAGAUGUUAAAUCUCCUGCCUAUAACAACCCCAGCACCCACGUUGCAAUGCAAUGUCCCAACAUCAUCUCAUGUGAACUCUACCUCACUGAAGUUGGAUGAUAAACCAAAAAUGCCCAACCCCUUACCCACACCGGUUCCUGCAUUUAUACCACGACAACCUACACUCAAAACUCCUCCGGCUCAAACUACCAUUCCUCCCCUGCAGCCAACUAUUAAAUACCAAACUCCACCAACGACAUAUCCUCCCCCGAUUGAAGCAUAUCCGUCUCCAAAAAUCAAUCCAAACUUUCUAACCCCAAAGUUUGACCGGAAUAUAGAUCGACGCAUAGUUUGCCUUGAUGGCUCCUCUUCGUUAUCAACUAUGCAAAGACCAAGUAGCAGUUUUCCAUCACCAUCUCCAGUUAAAUUUGAUAUGUCGACUCCAAAAACGCCUAGUACUUCAAAUGCAAAUGCAAAGCUUCCUAUGGUGCCAUCAACAACACCUUCUAAUGCGCAGCCGUCAUCCGAUCCGCUAAAGGAUGAAAUUGGAAGCAUUCUGGCUGCGAAUUUGAUGCCAAGCAAAGAGGAAUCAGGUAAAAUCUUUGGUAUUGCCAGUGUAAGUUUGGCACAGAGUUCUGGGCCGGACAAUACAAAGUGUACCUUGGGUAAAUGUGGAUCAAUCCAUAAGCCUGUGCUUGGUCCAGUUGUUCCAACGGAAUCAUAUCUAGGCGAACAAUUAUCUAGUAAAGAAAGGCGAAAAGCCAAGGUCAACAUGACACAUGAACAGAUUCAGAAGUGGUUAAUAGAAUGCUCUUCGAAUCCGGACGAGAUUCAAGACGAUUUGGACGAUGACUUUGAUGACAAUCUCCGUCCAAACAUCUAUGCAACUACGCCUCCGCCAACAAGAGACGACAAAGAGAGUACUUCAUUCAGUUCCUCUUCAAAAACCACCAGAGAUUUGGGAAAAAGUGAAAGCGCCUGGUCAGGUAAAGGCCCCUCUUUGAAAGCUACGCCUGUUGUUUUGCCCAAAGACGAUCAAAGGCCAGAAGAAUGUUCGUUCUCCUCAGAUGCAGGAAACAAAGACCUAAAAGACGUUCCCAAGGACUAUCAGAAUCAAAAAAGUACAGCUAUGAAUAAGAAAAAUGACACAGUCACCAAAUCUAAAGAAAAAAUCAAAAUGGAUAAAAAUAAACAGGAGAAAGAAACGAAGAAAGUUCAGGAUAAAGGUUCCAAAGAAGGGACUGGUCCUCAAAAAGGAGCAAAGCAGCCAAACUCGGCAACUACCACUACUGCAGCUACAUCUUCUCCACGACAACAAAAAAAAGCAGACGAAAGUAAAAAGACUGUAGCAAUUAGCUCGCCCACUUCCAAAGCUGGUAAUGCGGCCACAUCCAAUGCAGCAAAAACUCCAAAACGUACAACAGUUUACAACUCCAAGCUGAAGGAAACGACAACAACAAGUCAUAAGAAGAAAGCCCCAUUUUCCUACACUUUUGGUGCAUUUUCGGCAGAUAACGAAAAAAGUAUUUAUUCCUUCGACAAAGAGGAGGACGAUGAUACCAAGCUUCCUAUAUCCAAACCAUUCCGGAGGCAAAGUCGUCGGGAAUCACACACCGAGGAUUCCAACCAACUUGAUCAAGUGGCAUUGCACACAAAUUCCACCAACGCUGAGAAAAAACAUGAAAAUAAAUCGCAAUCAAAUGUUCCUGUAGCCCUGGCUACCGAGAAGAAUAAGAGUGCAAAGGGAAGUCCAGAAAAAAGCAAACAAAUCGUUGAUUCUGGCGAAAAUGAAAAAUCUGGCGAUGCCAAUGUGGGCGAUUCUGAUUCUGAUAUUCAUACCUUUUACAUACCCCUUCAAGGAGCUGCAGUUGGAGGAAAUGUUGAAGGCAAGUCAGAUAUGAUCCAAGGUGUGGCAGUGAAACUAGGCCGAGAAGGGCCCGAAGGACCCAACCAAAAAGUUGUGAUGCACGCGACUUUAGUCACCAAGUCGCAGAUGGGUUCAAACUCAAAACCGCUACCGGAUUCAAUGAAUGUGUCGGAAAUAGUGAAGAAUCUUCUAAGCUCAACCUCUUUGCAAGCGAAUAACAAGGAUUCCAGUAUUGUAGCGCCAAUAACGCCGCCUUCGGCAUUUGUCCCUGCGGCGAGUAGUUCAGCUUCUGUUGCUGCUGUGCCGCAACAAACAGUAGCAGCAAACACAACAGCUGCAACUUCAGUGGGUAGCUCGAAAAGUGUGCCUGUUGGAACAGUUCAACCUAGGUUUAAGUCAAAUGAAUCGGGUGCAGCGCAGCCGAAUAAUGCAUCCGGGUCGGGUGCUUUAACACGCGUCAACUCGAACUCAUCGCUGUUCUCCGGUUCUAAUAAAUCUCGUGGGCAAUCCAGCAAGAAAAUCAAAGACGAUACCCCAAUAAAAAUGUGCAAUAAUACAGCUUUUCCUCGUCAUGAUGAUCCAACGCAAAUGGUUGAAGCACCAAUAUUCCGGCCAACGGAAAAAGAAUUUUUAGAUCCGAUGGAGUUUAUUGAUAGGAUCACUCCGAUAGCGGCUCGUUUUGGUAUUUGCAAAAUCAUACCACCAGCUAGUUUUAAACCAGAAUGCAGGGUGUCGGACGACAUGAGAUUCACAGCGUACAAUCAGUAUGUCCAUAAGAUGCUUCACAGAUGGGGUCCAAGUACGAAGGAACUGAGUGCAAUUAAGAAGUAUCUAGCCACACAAAGUGUUGUGAUGAAUCACCCGCCAUGGAUUGGAGGAAUGGAAGUUGAUCUACCAAGACUUUAUCAUACCGUUCAAGAGUUGGGAGGCCUCAAAGAGGUUAUAGAAAAGAAAAAGUGGACUCGAGUGGCCGAAGAAAUGUGCAUUCCUAAGUUAGCGCAGGAUCGCGUAACAAAGCUAGACGAUAUAUACUGCAGGUAUCUCCUACCCUACGAUACAUUGUCGCCAAAUGAACGUCAAAAACUUUUUGAUGAAGUCGAAUCUGACUGGGCGAAGCGUGAAGCAAGAGCAAGGCGAAAUGCAGAUCGAUUUGUAAACACUGAAAGUGUCAGCAAUGAAGACGAUGACGUGUCGAGCGAAGACGAUGAAGAGUCAGAGGAAGAAGUAGACGGCGUAUCCAUGGAGUGUAUAGUGAAGGGUCGAAGUAUGCCCCUGAGUCAAUUUUUCCGAAUAGCUCGCAACACGAUGUCACUGUGGUUUAAGAAUUCAGAGCCUUCUGUGACCGAAGUAGAAGCAGAAUUCUGGCGGCAUGUUGCUGUACGAGAUAGCCAUGUAUGUGUGCAUUCCGGAUCCAUUGACUCCAGUGGCUGGGGGUAUGGUUUUCCCUCUCCAGGACCAAAAGGCAAGGGAUCUGUGUGUGCUCGUCACCCAUGGAAUCUGAAGGUGUUGACAAAUAACGCUGGUUCAGUGCUGCGCUCGUUGGGUCCAGUUAUGGGAGUAACUGUUCCAACACUUCACGUUGGCAUGCUGUUUAGCGCUUGCUGUUGGUAUCGAGAUCCACAUGGACUAUCAUGGAUUGAGUAUUUGCACACCGGUGCAAGUAAAUUGUGGUACGGGAUUCCUGACGAUCAAAGUGCGAACUUCCGAUCUGCCCUUACUUCUCUCAUCCCAACUCACAUUCAAAACAAAACAAUUUGGCUGCCCUGCGAUACGGUUAUGGUGCCGCCGCAUAUGUUAACUGAUCGCGGGGUGUCCUUAUGCCGUAUAGAACAAAAACCAGGAGAGUACGUUGUCAUUUUUCCGAGGGCCUACACUUCAAGUGUAUCAACUGGUUAUGUUGUAUCAGAAAGUGUAUAUUUUGCUACAAGCUCUUGGCUGGAAUUAGGAAAAGAUGAUUUCAGAGAUAUUCACGACAGUUGUGAACCAGCUAUGUUUUCCUUGGAACAGUUAUUGUUUGCUCUAGCAUCUGAUCAGCGUGUAACGGUUGAUGUACUUUCGCAAAUGUUGCCUAUGAUCAACGAGGUGUUCGAAAAAGAAGUUGCUGCUAGGGAACAACUUAAGGCUGCUGGUGUGACAUCAACUGAAAAAAUUCCAGCAGAAAAAACAAAUAAAUCGAAGAAACAGCCCAUAGCUUCGAUUCAAAGUGAAUGCGACUUAUGUCGAGCUAAUUUGUAUAUAUCCAUGGUUAAAACCGACGAAGGAAAUAUCUACUGUCUGCAGCAUGCCCUCAAAAAUCUUAACAAAGGAAACAUUCAAGCCAAACAAUGCAAACUCAUAUUUAGCUACAACAUUGAAGAUAUUGAGAAUCUUAUCAAAACUUUAAAGGAUCGACUUGUACAAAAGCGAACCGCUGCUAAUAAGAAAUCUAAGUAGUAUUUAGGGACUCGAAGGCGAGUCAGAAAAAAACUCUAUUGAGAUCGCAGCACAACAAAAAUGCUUGUGCAAUGUAAAUAAUAUAGAAAUUUCUAGUUGGUAAUUUGUACAUCUCUUGAUGAAUAUUACAUAACAAAAGAAGUAAGAAUAACGUUUAUUUUUCUAUUUGACUUGUAGAUGUCUUAGCUUUAAGUUAUUGUUGUUGUUUGUAUAUAUAAUAAUAUUAAUUUAUGAAAUCCUAGUAAAAAAAAACACAAAAGCAUUUUAUUUUCAUUUUCAAAAACUAUUGUCGAGAUGCUAAGUCAUGUUUGUCUGUAAAUUAAAGACUAGGUGCGCAAAAACGUAAAUUAACAUUCAAGUCUAAUACAAAUAAAAACGUACAUAUAAAACAAAAGUAAACAAACAAACAAAAAAGAGUAUAAAAUACCAGUAAGAUUGUUAAAGUAGCACUUUCAGAAAAUACAUUUAUAAAUAUAUAAAUAAAUACAUAUACAUACAUAUAUGAGUACACUAGGUCCGUGUAUGAUAGUUUUUAAGAUAACAAUAACAAAAAAUUAUAAUUUCAAAAUUAAAUCAAGAAUAAAUUUUUUUAUUAAAGCUAUGAUAUAAGUACGAUAUUAAUAAUUAUUAUUGAUUAUUAUAAAUAUAAUCGUAUACAUAUUCAAUAUAAUUGUGUGUUAAGAAAUAAUUGAGUUAACCAGUAUGUGUUGUGUGUGUAUAUAUAGCUCAUAUAGUACCUAUAUAUAUACAUGGCAAUAUAUAUAUAUUUAUAUUAUUAUAAAUGUGGACGCUCUCAGUACGAAGUUUGAGUAAUUUUAUUUGCUCAUAGCGCACCGCUUGUAGACCGUAAUGUAUACUAAAUUGUUUUAUGUUGCAUAUUUUAUAUAAUAUACUUUUUUGUGAUUUGUGUAAUUUUCCUUAUUAAGAUGAGAAAUCGUGUUUUAUUUUUCCUUUUUUUCUGUUAUUCUAUUUUUAUUCACAAAUAUUUUUUUAAAUAGAAUGUAAGAAUUAUUCAAAAAAAAGUUCUGUGUAUUAACUUGAAUAUAUUGAAAUAAAUAUUUGAUGUAUGUAUGGCUAUAUGUACAUUAUAUACAAUUUAAUGUAAA